CACUGAGUAGUCUCAUCCUAUCAAUGCUCACAGCUAUUCCAACUAAGCUCUUCGUGUAUCAACUAUGUGCAAGAGCUCCCGUGUAUAAAGAGCACUUUUCUUUGGCAUUUUCACUUCAUUUGACUUGGUGUAACUUGCCCAUACUUGGGAUCGCGGCGAUGAUGGACUUCCUCAACGAGUCCAAUUUCUCCCUCGGAUACAUCAAUGCAUCAUUAGCUGCCGACAGUCCACCUCACUACAAUACCGUCCUGCUGGUCAUCUUUGGCGUCAUCUUCCUGUUUGGCAUCCUGGGCAACAGCAUCGUCAUCUACACCAUCAUGAAGAAAACAAAGUGUCGCGCCAAACAAACCGUCCCGGACGUCUUCAUCCUCAAUUUGUCCAUUGUCGACGUCCUCUUCCUGCUCGGAAUGCCCUUCCUGAUCCACCAGUUGCUAGGCAACGGCACAUGGCGGUUUGGUGCCGCCAUGUGCACGGUCAUCACGGUGCUGGACUCCAACAGUCAGAUCGUGAGCACGUACAUCCUCACGGCCAUGACGCUGGACCGCUACGUGGCCACGGUGCACCCCAUCCGCUUCAACUACAUCCGCACGCCGUGCGUGGCCUCCUUUGUCAUCGCUGUCGUCUGGGCGCUGUCUCUGAUCACCAUCAUCCCCGUGUGGAUGUACGCCGACCUCAUGCCCCUUCCUGGCGGACUGGUGGCCUGUGCAUUGCUCCUGCCCGACCCGGUCACCAACAUGUACUGGUUCACACUGUACCAGUUCUUCUUGGCCUUCGCCAUCCCCCUUGCGAUCAUCUGCAGAGUGUUCUUUAAGAUCCUGCAGCACAUGUCCACCAGUGUGGCCCCGCUACCCCAAAGGAGCCUGAGGGUGCGCGUCAGGAAUGUAACGCGAAUGGCGGUGGCCAUCUGCUUGGCUUUUUUCAUUUGCUGGGCCCCCUAUUACAUCCUGCAGCUGGUUCACCUGGGCGUGCAGAACCCCAGUAUGGCCUUCUCCUACGCCUACAACAUCGCCAUUAGCAUGGGCUACGCCAACAGCUGCAUCAACCCCUUCCUCUACAUCGUACUUAGCGAGACCUUCAAGAAACAGUUCGUCAAGGCUGUGCGGCCGGCCAACAGGAAGUUAAACGUCCAUUCCAACACCACAGAGGGCGACAGUGUGUGCAUGAGGAUGGUCCCCGAAGGCGCUCACCUGGAGCCAGCGGCAAGGGAGAUACCAUCAAGCGUAGAGCCACAGUGAAGCAAACGUGCUUUCCUUUUGCUUUUUGAACAAAAAUUAAAUCU
This is a messenger RNA of Hippocampus zosterae (dwarf seahorse), 1279 nucleotides long. RefSeq names its product melanin-concentrating hormone receptor 1a (gene mchr1a). The record is from RefSeq and is a predicted model, not a curated record. The transcript has 2 exons. The coding region runs from base 24 to 1235 and encodes 403 amino acids. Gene Ontology annotation, biological process: neuropeptide signaling pathway. Gene Ontology annotation, cellular component: membrane; neuron projection. Gene Ontology annotation, molecular function: neuropeptide binding; G protein-coupled receptor activity. NCBI's taxonomy places the organism in Eukaryota, Metazoa, Chordata, Actinopteri, Syngnathiformes, Syngnathidae.